Messenger RNA from Cherax quadricarinatus, 3611 nucleotides. Its product is annotated as facilitated trehalose transporter Tret1-like. Gene Ontology annotation, cellular component: membrane. Gene Ontology annotation, molecular function: transmembrane transporter activity. The record is from RefSeq and is a predicted model, not a curated record. Gene Ontology annotation, biological process: transmembrane transport. NCBI's taxonomy places the organism in Eukaryota, Metazoa, Arthropoda, Malacostraca, Decapoda, Parastacidae.
UCCUGGAGCGUCGGGAGCCUCUUAUAGUGUGGACCAUCUCAGCUCGCCUCAGUUGUGAUGGUACUGCUAGCAUGGUGAUGCUCCUUCACCUCCACCUACAACUACAACCACCAUUGCUACACCUACAAUCACCACCACCCGCUCGCCUGACUUCUAUAAGAGCAUCGCGUGUGUGGGGCAGAACAACUCAGCAAGGGUGAAGUAGAUAUUGAUAAUGAACUCUCAGAGCACCUCCACAACCAGCCUAGCAUGGAGCAUCACCAGUCUUGACACUGUAGAAACAGCAGUACACACGCAAGAACGCAAGACGGAACAAUAUGAAGACUCCAAGGAACAAGGACAAACAGAGACAAAGUCUGAGAGAAGAAUACGACUGUUGGAACAGGCACUGAUCUGUUUCUUGGCAAGCUCAGGCAUGUGGACAAUGGGGUCUGUAAUAGCCUACCCAUCUGUGGUGUCUCAAGACUUAUCUUCAUACAAUACAACCAUCUAUGGCUCACCCAUUGUCCUCACCAGCCUUCAACUGGAUGCCUUAAGUGGUUUAGCAGCUCUAGGGUGUCUUCCUGGGUCAUGGCUCAUAGGAGCAGUGAUGGUUGUGUUGGGUCGUCGCUUCAGCAUGAUGGUGAUCGCUGUGAUGGCCAUGCUUAGCUGGCUUGGUGUGGCCCUCCUCCCUUCUGUUCCGGGUCUCCUGGUAGCAAGGUUUGUGUCUGGGGCAGCAGCAGGAGGGGCUAGUGUCUGCAUCAACACAUACAGAGCCGAGGUAACUGACGUCCACUGGAGAGGUACUUUGUCCGUCAUAAUCAACCUUGGCGUCCAGUUUGGUCAGCUGGUGACGAUGGCUGUGGGCUACAAUGCUCGCUACUUUACAGUGGCCUUUGUCAACAUUGUCAUUCCUAUGGUACUCCUCCUGAGUGUACUCUGGCUACCCGAGAGUCCAUCUUUCCUCAUCCUCAAAGGUCGGGAGUCGGAGGCGAGGGAGGUGCUUCUGAGGCUGCGGGGAAAAUACAUCAAUCUGGAUCAAGAGUUGAACACAUUCCGUGAAAUGAACGAUGCCCAUAAGAAACAGUCAGUGUGGAAAGGUUUGCGCCUUGAGGUUCUCCAGUCACUGGCUAUCGUCACUACUCUGUUUAUCUUCCAGAGCUUCACAGGUUACAUGGUUGUCAACAGCAAUGCCUCGAGGAUGUUUGCAGAGGCUGCCUCAAGUAUCAGCAAAAACUUGUGCUCAAUCAUCAUUAUUAUUAUACAGAUUGUAGCAGGCGGCUUGGCAUUCUUCCUCCUUGAUACCAUUGGUCGUAAGAAGAGUUUAAUGCUGUCAUUCAGCAUUAUGCUUGUUGCACUUGGCAGCAUGGCUCUCUAUGUGUGGAUAACGACUUGUAAGGAAGUUCUCACCCGUGUGUAUGGCUGGGUUCCUCUUGUCUGCCUGAUGACUUCACAGGCUGGAGUGACCCUGGGUGUCCAGCCUGUUCCCUUCCUCCUCAUGAGCGAGUACUUCCCUACAUGGAUUCGCCCUCAGGCUACAAGUAUCUGCUACUCUCUGGCAACGUUAUUUGGGGUGGCUAGCCUGCAACUCUACACACUCAUGCUGGAAGGCUUUACACAGUCCGGCCUCUACCUCUUUUAUACCUCUGUGUGUUUCUUGGGGAUCCCUUUCACCUUCUUCUUCAUUAGAGAAACCAAGGGACUGAAAAUUGGUUGAACGUCUUCCAUGCUGCAACACGCUGCAACUUAAAUGAAUCACUGGCCUUUUGAGUGUCAUGCUGAAGGUCAAGUAAUGAUGCUGAUACCAGUGAGGACAGCAACUGCUAACUACCUCGGUAAUGACUACAGUAUAUUGGUUCAGAGAAUAGUAUUCUAUAUUGUUUACUGAUGUGCCUUAUUAUAUACAUAAAAGUACUGUAACCUUCUUAAGUAUUUAAGAAAAAAUUGUUAAUUUUUUCAAAUUGUAAGAAAAUAUUUAUUGUUAUUGUUUUUAAAUGGGUUAUGCAUUAACAUUGCCUGUCAUACCUCAUAAUAUGCCUACUUCAUUUGUUUAUAAUGCAACAUAGUAAAACACAGUACAUAUAAGAGCAGAGAAGCACCUUGGUAGGCUUACUGACCCAUACUUGCCAAGUCCUGUUCAUACCUAACAUUAUCCACCCAUAUAUGUGUGCAGCUUUUUAAAACUUGAUAUAUAUUUACUUCAGUGGUGCUAUUUGCAGUAAUGAUAAUAGUAUUUUUGUUUCCCAAGAAGAUACAUUACUUGUGAUAAUAAGUUGGUAGACAGCAACCACCCAGGGAGGUACUACCGUCCUGCCAAGUGAGUGUAAAACGAAAGCCUGUAAUUGUUUUACAUGAUGGUAGGAUUACUGGUGUCUUUUGUCUGUCUCAUAAACAUGCAAGAUUUCAGGUACGUCUUGCUACUUCUACUUACACUUAGGUCACACUACACAUACAUGUUCAAGCAUAUUUAUACACACCCCUCUGGGUUUUCUGCUAUUUUCUUUCUAGUUCUUGUUUUUGUUUAUUUCCUCUUACCUCCAUGAGGAAGUGGAACAGAAUUCUUCCUCCGUAAGCCAUGCGUGUUGUAAGAGGCGACUAAAAUGCCGGGAGCAAGGGGCUAGUAACCUCUUCUCCUGUACAAAUUACUAAAUUUAAAAAGAAAAACGAAAGUUUUUCUUUUUGGGCCACCCUUCCUUGGUGGGAUGCGGCCGGUUUGUUGAAAAGAAAAAUAAGCUAACUAUAUUUCUUACAAAGAAAUCCUGUCUGUGCUGUAAGUUGCUUAAAAUUGUUAUUUCAGUUGCUUUGCAUAUUAAGAUGUCACCUGCUUUUGUGAUCUUACUGAACGCUUUAUUUUUAUAUGAACUGGAUAUGAGCAUUGAAUUUUAAUUUAUGUAUUACAUGUGAGGAGACCCAGGAACUUACCUUCGUAUUUUGUCUUUACUCAGGAUUUAUUUAUUUUUAUAUUUAUUUGUAGGCAUUUUUUUAUUCCCAAAAGUAAACAAAUUUUUUUUUCUCUAAGGGUAAGUGUUGUCAUCCAGGUAUAGUUGCAUUCAUCUCCAAUACAGUAUAGUACAAUUCUUUUGUAAAUACUGUACAAUUCCUGUACUCUUGAGUGAUAGAUGAAGAUGCUGUGGUUUUGAGUGUCAUUUGAACUGUGAUGCCAAACCAGUGAUGGCAGAACAACUGUUUAGUGAUGCUGAGCAUGUUUCCUGUUUUGGGUCACUUUACCUUCAUGGGGAAACAAUCAGUUUAGUAAAAGCAUAUAUUCACGAGGCAACUAAAAUGCCAAGAGUAAGGUGCUAGUAACUCUUUCUCCUGUAUAAAUUACUAAAUGUAAAAAGAAGAAAAAGUUUGAGGUUUCUUGUUUUCCGAGUCAUUGUGCAUUGGUGGAAGAUGGCCGGUAUUUUGGACAAAAAAAUUAUGUACAUUUGUGUACUUGAUAGUCAGGAGGCACUGAUUCAGAGACAGGCUACUGUUGAAGCUCUCUGGAUGUGUGCAUCGUUCAGUCAGCCAGGUGAAGCACUAAUGAGCCGCAGUAACGGGAUGGAUGUCCACAGUCAAACUCAUCCCUCAUCUGUGGAAAUUUUGAUAUGCCACAGUAUACUGGUACCUAUUAAUUGAAUGGGAGGUAG